Molecule: messenger RNA, 465 nt
Organism: Lactuca virosa
Lineage: Eukaryota; Viridiplantae; Streptophyta; Magnoliopsida; Asterales; Asteraceae
Source: the annotation of a GenBank genome assembly
AUGGAUGCGGAACCUGAGUUUCUUGAAGGUAAUGCAAAUGAUGUUAUACUUGAGAAAAUCCAACUCAAUGAAAAAGAUAUAUCCAUGAUACUAGAGGCAGGAUACAACAUUGGUGAAAUUAAAUGUAGUAAAGGGAUAGCAAUGCCAUUAGAUGACAUGGAACCUAUUGAACUGGAAUUACAAGAUGAAGAAGGGCAUCCAGAUGAUGUUGAGGUUUUUGGAGAUGAAGCAGCUAAUGAUGUAGGAAAUAAACCAACUAAUGAUGUAGAAGCGGAAGCAGGGAAUGAAGCAGCUGCUGAAGGAGUGGAUGAAGGACAAGAGGAAACUAAUGAAGGAGUCAAUAACUUACCUGUGUAUAGGAAAAGGAUACCUUAUGAGAGGGUAUUGAAGAUUAAGUUGAAGAACCCUGUGUAUGACAAAGAUGGUAGUGGUUCAAGUGCUACCAAGCCUGUCAGUUUGGAGUAG